Messenger RNA from Fomitopsis serialis, 954 nucleotides. RefSeq lists its product as uncharacterized. NCBI's taxonomy places the organism in Eukaryota, Fungi, Basidiomycota, Agaricomycetes, Polyporales, Fomitopsidaceae. The coding region runs from base 48 to 527 and encodes 159 amino acids. The record is from RefSeq and is a predicted model, not a curated record. The transcript is spliced from 3 exons.
CAUGGGAUCAACUGCAUCAAGCAUCACGAGGAGUUGGGAUUGCCUCGAUGUCUAUCUUUUGCUCUGUGACAAGGACUUCUUUUUGGCAACGUCUUGCUUGCCUGCACGGCGCUGAUCACACAGCAGUGAACAAGCUGCGCUCAGGCUGCCAUACUAUAUGUCUCACGCUAAUUAUUCUCACAGUGGUCAUGAGACCACCUGGAGAGAAGGCAGCCAGCGAAGAGCUCCAAGUAAAUGGACGGUGUCAAUCGGUGGAGGGAACGCGUCAUAACGGUGUUCGUAUCUCCAACUUACCCUACCGAUCUGCGCUCAAGAUACACCGUGACCUCAAACAACACAGGAUGGCCGUCGUGUAUGUGUGUAUGAGCAUGCUUUCUGAUCCGUCAGAAACUGCAGUCCCUAUCAUAUCGGAGAUGCACAAUUGCCAUGAAGCAGCACUGGAAGGGAAAAAUGAACCCUCCCGCAAGUACGGUGCCAUAUUGCUUCAGAAGUCAAAGGAGACAAGGCCACUGCCAAGAGAGAAUUAAAGAAGACAUGACGCGAUAUAAGCUAGGCGUUCUCUCACUUGGAAGAUUCCGACAGACAGAAGAUCACUUCCGACUAUCUUCUAGCUCUCAGCAAGGCUUCUGUCGACGGAGAGUCUCUAUCCCGGCGAGUGCGAUGUUGCGUCCUGUAAGACCGGCCAUUCAUAUUCUAUGCGAGUGGAUCUUGAGCUUGAGCUCUGACCGUCAGACCGAAUGAAGCCUCCCAAGUAUCAUCCGAGGAUCUUCCCAAUUCGCCUACGCGUCCGGUCUUCAAAUGCCCUUCCCCGUAAACAUGCACACCGGCUCCGCUCGGAACAUCCGCGGCGAGGCGGGUCACUGGCGAAACGGUGUUCAUGCGAUGCGUCUAGUGUUCCACCUGUCCGCGGGCACAAUCACCUGUCCCCGUGUCCCCCCGACACCAUAAUAACAC